This is a messenger RNA of Bipolaris oryzae ATCC 44560, 324 nucleotides long. RefSeq lists its product as uncharacterized. Gene Ontology annotation, cellular component: cytoplasm; nucleus. The transcript has 3 exons. The coding region runs from base 1 to 324 and encodes 107 amino acids. The record is from RefSeq and is a predicted model, not a curated record. NCBI's taxonomy places the organism in Eukaryota, Fungi, Ascomycota, Dothideomycetes, Pleosporales, Pleosporaceae. Gene Ontology annotation, molecular function: protein tag activity. Gene Ontology annotation, biological process: protein urmylation; tRNA thio-modification.
AUGUCGAGCGAUGACACCAUUCCAAUAAUAGUCGAGUUCAGUGGAGGGCUCGAGAUUCUCUUUGCCAACCAGAAGAAGUGUAAUCUUUCGCUACCCGCCAAAGACGAAUCUGGCAAGCCUACAGACGUUGCUUUUCUAGUGAGAUUUCUUUGCGACAAUGUCAUGAAGGACCCACGUAAGGAACUGUUUGUGCUAGACGGCACUGUACGGCCUGGUAUCCUAGUCCUCAUCAAUGAUGCCGACUGGGAACUAGAAGGGGAAGAUCAAUACCAAGUACAAAAGGGGGAUCAUGUCAUGUUUGUUUCUACGCUUCAUGGAGGGUGA